Prorocentrum cordatum is the source of this 966-nucleotide messenger RNA. Lineage: Eukaryota; Dinophyceae; Prorocentrales; Prorocentraceae. The record is from the annotation of a GenBank genome assembly.
AUGCACAAGACACCAGUAACUGGGAGGCCCAUGUGCAACAUGAGCGGCACCUUCGUUGAACCCUUCGGGAAGUUCCUCGUGGAAAAGCUUGGCCCCCUACUGGAGAAUUUCCGCACCGUGCUAAACUCGACAGACAUAUUGCUGGAAUGUUUGAGGAAUUUGCGACUGGACGAGAACAGGAAGAUGCACACGUACGAUGCGAAGAACUUGCACCCACCUGUGGAACAGAGUCAUGUCCUAGAACACGUAUCUCCAAUCAUACGUUCUUCUUUCGCGGAGGGCCUCGCCACCUUCAUCAUGAAUGUCGUGGAGGUGGUUUCGAAAUCUUGUCUAGUACAGUUCGGUGGGGAUGUGCGUUCGUCAGACGACGGCAUCCCAACCGGUUUCGCUCCAGGAGUGAUCCUGGCAAAUCUGUACCUCGUAGCUGUCGACUACCACCUGGAGCGGUCGCUGGAGGCAGACCUGAAGUUCUACAAGCGCUUCGUUGAUGACAUCCUAGCAAUCUUGACCGGUGGGCCAGAGAUGCUCGGAGCUGCCAUAAACAGCUGGAGAGGCAGUGUCCAAACCGAGUUGACCGGCACUGGUCAGCAAGUAGUGCUCCUAGAUACCGUUUUGUCCAGAGACGCGGACAACGCCGUCAAAUGGGAGAUGUAUUCGAAGCCUCAAAAGUUAUAUUUGUAUGUUAUUCCGUGCAGUUGCCAUCGCCCGAGCGCGUUCGAUUCGGAAGUGACAGGGUGUAUCCGUAGAGCAUUUGCGAGGAACAAGUACAAAUCUGAUGCAUUACGCCACGCACGAACUCUCAUACAGAAACUGACCGAGCGAGGAUAUACAGCAAGUCUGUGUUUUUCGCUGCUGAAUGCUUUCAGGGGCUGCAGGCGUAGAGUGCGACAAAGCAUGCGCACGAAUCAUGUCCGCAAGUUCUACAUGAAAGUCCCGGUCUGCUCCCAGGUCCGCGCAGCAGACUAG